Messenger RNA from Panicum hallii, 444 nucleotides. RefSeq lists its product as uncharacterized. The coding region runs from base 1 to 444 and encodes 147 amino acids. Lineage: Eukaryota; Viridiplantae; Streptophyta; Magnoliopsida; Poales; Poaceae. The transcript is spliced from 2 exons. The record is from RefSeq and is a predicted model, not a curated record.
AUGUCGUUUGGGCUCACUAAUGCGCUGCCAUACUUCAUGGAGACGAUUAACAACAUGCUUCGUGGAUUGAAGGAUUUUGUGGUGAUUUUCAUUGCUGAUAUACUCAUUUUCUCCAAGACUAAAGCGGAGCAUGCAGAGCAUUUAAGUAGGGGUAGCUCUGUUGACCCUAGUAAGAUUUCGGUGAUAGUGGAAUGGGAAAGGCCAACUAACGUCAAAGAUGUUAGAAGUUUCUUGGGUAUGGCAGGUUAUUAUCGACGCUUUGUAAAGGACUUCUCUAUCAUUGCCAAACCGAUGACACAACUUACCCAGAAGAAUGCCAAGUUUAUAUGGUCUCCUGAGUGUGAGAAGUGCUUUCAGGUGCUGAAGGAGAGGUUGAUUACUGCUCCUAUUCUUACUCUUCCUGAACCUGGUAAAAGUUUCACAAUUUAUUCAGAUGCUUCCUGA